Messenger RNA from Cadophora gregata, 1353 nucleotides. RefSeq lists its product as uncharacterized. The transcript has a single exon. Bases 1 to 1353 code for a protein of 450 amino acids. Lineage: Eukaryota; Fungi; Ascomycota; Leotiomycetes; Helotiales; Ploettnerulaceae. Gene Ontology annotation, molecular function: UDP-glycosyltransferase activity. The record is from RefSeq and is a predicted model, not a curated record.
AUGUCUUCGCCAACGAAACCACUUCUUCUUUUCUGCUCGACGCCAGGACAUGGACAUGUUAUGCCCGUCCGGGCCGUUGCUAAGACACUCGUCGCCCGUGGCUACGAAGCAAUCUUCACUACGAACGAUGAGUUCAAGUCCAUGAUCGAGGAACUUGGCGCCAAAUUUGUCCCUCUCCUCGGACGAGCAAACUUUUCCAUGUCAACAAUCAACACUCUUUUCCCCGAUGACGAUAGACACGGUCCGCCAGCAGGACCAUAUCGCCUCGCUCGUGCUUUGAAAUAUAUUUUCGGAAGCACGAUACCCGCUCAGCAUGAGAGUGUACAGGUGAUUUUGAGAGGUAUCGAGGAGCGAGAACCGGGGAGACAGGUGAUUGUUAUUCACGAAAGUAUGUUUUGGGGUACAUUACCUAUCUUGCUCGGAGCGGAGGGUUUGAAGCCAGCAGGCGUGAUAAGUCUCGGCAUAUCACCGCUACCCCUGGCAGGACCCGGAAUUCCACCAUUCGGUCUCGGCCUGCCCUUUGACUCAUCUCCCGCUGGAAUAGAGAAGUAUGAAGGGAUGUCCAAGGUUCGGGAGGAGAUGUACGAAGAGCUCACUGAGUCCUUGAAUGAGAUCUUUGCGGGGUUUGGACUCGACAAAAUGAAGCAGCAUAUCAUGGAUUUGCAUGUCACGGCUCCACACCGUUGGAUACAGAUGUGUAUCCCAAGCCUGGAAUAUCCGCGAGCGAACCCUCCUCCAGGUCUCCGCUUUGCAGGAGGAUUACCUGGCGGCCAUAGGGGCGUGACGAGGGCGAAGCCAGACUGGUGGGAGGACGUCACUGUCAACGCAGCAAAGAAGCGGAUUGUCUUCGUCUCUCAAGGUACAGCUACAGAUCUGUACGAGAAGCUCAUUAUUCCAACGCUGCAAGGCUUAGCCGAGUGCGAAGACAUCCUAGUCGUUGCAGCUCUUGGAAGAGAAGGAGCCGUGCUACCCGAUGACUUCCAGAUCCCCAAGAAUGCUCGGGUGGGAGAUUUCAUACCCUUCGACGAACUUCUUCCUUAUGCAGAUGCGUUCGUCACUAAUGGCGGGUAUGGUGGUUUCCAACAUGCAGUCAGCCAUGGCACACCAUUAAUUGUCGCUGGUUUGGCAGCUGACAAGCCUGAAGUGGCCGCGAGAGUGGAAUGGGCUGGACUGGGUGUCAACAUGAGAACCGAAGUCCCCACUCCCGAGGCUGUCAAGGAGGCUGUGGAGAAGGUGCUGAGUGAUGGGAAGUACAAGGAAAGGGCAAAGGCUCUGGAGGGCGAGGUGGGGAAGUACGAUGUCUUUGAAGCAGUCAUUAAGAGUAUCGAGGAGUUAUGUGCUGGGGAUGUUUGA